Messenger RNA from Mycetomoellerius zeteki, 892 nucleotides. RefSeq lists its product as uncharacterized. Lineage: Eukaryota; Metazoa; Arthropoda; Insecta; Hymenoptera; Formicidae. The transcript has 2 exons. The record is from RefSeq and is a predicted model, not a curated record. The coding region runs from base 293 to 622 and encodes 109 amino acids.
GGCAAUAGGGAAGUCCCAAAGUGAAACAAUGCCAUUCGGUGCACAACGGAAUCUAAAUGUAACAGAAUGAAAGCUGGCCCACAAGCUGCUUCUGUUUGAAGGUCUUUCUCCGAUUCUUUCUCUCUUCUCAUUCGUUUCGCAUAUAGUCCAGCAAGUCCAUCAAGAAGUCUAUUCGUGUUGCUUGAAAUUCCCAAAAAUUUUUGCACUUAGAAUGAGAUAAAUACAUGUAUUAGUGCGACGAAGACAGAGGAAGCGAAGAGUGCAAAAAGUGCAAGCAACCCAAACAAACCUAAUGGAUCUAAUUUACAAUUAUAUAAUUACCACCUUUCAAUUAGUGUUCCACUGGAGAUUGAUAGCCUUCUCGCCGAAGAUUUGUUUUCAAAACAACCGGAGGAAAAUCGAUGCAGAGCUGGCUUCCACCGACCGUGCAACGCUGCACGCUCCAAUUCUGCAUUACGAAAAGAAGAGAAAGAGAGAAAAAAAAGAAGAAAUGCAUAAAUGUGCGGAGGAGACAUGUUUUACACGCGUGAGAUACGUGAUUGUUGUCGAUGGCGAAAUCGUGACGGUAAAGAAAAAUAAGCAUCAAGGCCGGGUAGAGAGUCGAUCGAGAAAGAAGAUAUAAGGUAGGAAAGCGCGAAGCGACAGGAGAGGAGCGGGGAAAAAGAGAGAAGGGAUAUGGGCGGAACAGAAAAAAAGAGAAGAAAAGAUAUUUGCGGUAACGCAAUUCAACCUGACCACUUUCGGGGCCGUUAUUCGCCACGCUCGACAUUCGCCGGCCUCUAAUUGGCCGCACAACGAAGUAAGGGCGUCCGAGGUAAAGUCUUUCGGUUCGGCCGCCGUAUUUAGACGGACAUUAAUUGUGCACUUUUACCUUAGACGGCCGUCACCUGUU